AUGGCUGCACCAAUGGAACGUAUUCAAGCUCUGGAAUUAAUUGAGAAAGACAUAAUAACAUGUUUACAAAGCGCUGGUCAAGCAUUAUUGGAACUUAGUAAGGAAAAAUCCAGUUUGAAACAAGUAGAGAACCAAUCACACCAGUUCUUAAAGAGUUUGGGUAAUGUAGAGUCAAAACUAACUGAACAAAUUAAUUACUUGACUCAAGUAUCUACUGGACAGCCAUAUGAAAACAGCGGGUAUGCAUCACAAAAAGUCCUCCAAAUGGCUUGGCACCGUCUUGAACAUGCAAGAAGCAGGGUGAAAGAAUUGGAACGUUCUAAAAAUAAGUAUCUUCAGGAUCAAGAACAAUUGAAAGGAAAUGUCUCAAAUCUAUUAUAA
Macrosiphum euphorbiae (potato aphid) is the source of this 381-nucleotide messenger RNA. The record is from the annotation of a GenBank genome assembly. Lineage: Eukaryota; Metazoa; Arthropoda; Insecta; Hemiptera; Aphididae.